This is a messenger RNA of Myzus persicae (green peach aphid), 1476 nucleotides long. RefSeq lists its product as uncharacterized. NCBI's taxonomy places the organism in Eukaryota, Metazoa, Arthropoda, Insecta, Hemiptera, Aphididae. The record is from RefSeq and is a predicted model, not a curated record. The transcript has 4 exons. Bases 1 to 888 code for a protein of 295 amino acids.
AUGGACUUCAUUGCUGAUAGUGUGCAUGUUGAACCUGUAGUCAGUAAUAUUGAAAAUAAUAUGCUUGAUGAUAUUGCAUCCAAUGAUCUAGUUAAUGAACCAACUGCUAAGAAUGCGCAUGUAAUGCAUGUAGUUAAUGUUGAUGGCUUAAAAACAGUUCCUCCUAAAUCUAUUAGAGUUCCCAAGUCCAAUAAAAGCUUUGGUUUGUUAGCUAGCAUUGGAGUAAAAAAAUGCAGUUCGUUAACACCUAGGUGCAAACGUUUUUACAAAUUGACAACAAAUGUGAUAAAAAAAUAUCGUCGAAUGAAUACGAAAAAGGCAUUAUUUAAAACACGGUUACGGGAAGCUGACAAAUUUGCCAACAGCUAUUUAAUUGACAAAUUCUCUGACAAACUUUCUGCUGCUGCAUCACUUUUUACAAGACUUCAAAUCCGGGAAUCAAACAAAAAGAGUAAUGGUCGUCGAUUUUCACUAGAAGAAAAAAUGCUGAGCCUCUCGUUGUAUAAAAGAAGUCCGAAAUGUUAUAGACUCUUAUCGCAAAUGUUCACGUUGCCUUCCAAAAGAACACUUAAUGUUAUCUUAGGCAGUAUAACAAUAAGUCCUGGUAUUUCUCCGUUGAUGAUGGAUGUGUACUGUACAGUAUUAUUUGAUGAAGUGUGUUUGUCGAGUGGUAUAACUUACAAUCCAGUAACUGACAAUAUUGAUGGGUUUGUUGAUACAGGAAUGUAUAAAAGCCAAAAUGUUGCAGACCAUGCGUUGGUUUUUAUGGUACGAGGUAUUAAAAAAAAAUUUAAACAACCUGUUUCUUAUUCAUUUUGUCAAGGGGCAACAAAACACGAUGAAUUGGUUCGUCAGUUAAAAGAGGUAAUUAGUUUGAAUAUAUUAUGAUUCAUACAGUUAAUACAUGUAUUUUUUUUGUCAUAAUAUGUUAUAGUAUAAUAUAGGUGUUUAAUAAUGAUGUGAUGUAUAUUCAUAGGUUAUUCAGAAAGUACACGAUACUGGUUUACGAGUAGUAGCUACAAUAAGUGACCAAGGUUCGGCUAAUGUAAGUGCCAUAAGCAAUUUGAAACGAGAGACGAGGGCUUCGCAUUUAAAAAAUAAUACUGCUUACAAUGAUGAAUUUUAUGAAGUUCAAUUGAAAAAUAAACAACUUUUGAAAUUGGUCCACAUUUAUGAUGUCCCACAUUUAAUGAAGUGCAUCAGAAACAAUUUAAUGACGAAAAACUUAAUAUUUUAUGUUGAUGAUAUUAAGAAAGAAGCAAAAUGGUCUCAUUUGGUAGAGUUGUAUAAUGUUGAUAGUCAAACACCAGAUUGUAAGAUGUUGCCAAGACUUACAGAUCAGCACAUCAUUCCCGAGAAAGUUAAAAAAAUGAAAGUGAAAUAUGCUACACAAGUGUUUUCACAACGAGUAGCGUCCACAAUGAAUUUUUUAGCUUGUAAGUGUAGUAUGUUAUAUAUAUAUAUAUAUACAAGGCU